Messenger RNA from Hypomesus transpacificus, 2290 nucleotides. RefSeq names its product tachykinin precursor 3b (gene tac3b). The coding region runs from base 327 to 665 and encodes 112 amino acids. The record is from RefSeq and is a predicted model, not a curated record. The transcript has 6 exons. NCBI's taxonomy places the organism in Eukaryota, Metazoa, Chordata, Actinopteri, Osmeriformes, Osmeridae.
UGCAUGGAUUGCUUCUUCCUGCACCCCUUUUGAGAGAUUAGGAUGGAUUUGGGAGUCCAGAAGAGACCGUUGGCUCUGUUUAGUGGUGUCCCCCUCCUCUAAGACAGGGGUGCUGGGCAGGGGACUGUUACUUAGCACUGGGGGAGGUGGCGCCCUGCAGAAAGCGUGCUGAGCCAGCAGGAGCUGCACCAGAAUCAGCCACUUCAUCUUAUAGUGUAACAUACUGCUCGAUAGAGAGAUUUGACACCAUAAAACAACCACCUGGAAAGUACCACAGUAAAAAUUGAAUGAAAGUUAAGCUGCUAGAUCACGUGAAAUAAACAGGAAUGUUUGGAAAUUGUUGGGCGCUGGCAUUAGUGUCAUUCCUGAUGGUCCUUGCCUCCGGGCCGACGGUGUCCUGGUGUCAGGAGCUCUCGCAGAACAGCCCAACCUUCCUCAACAGGGAGCUCACAAAUCUAAAAAGGUUCAGUGACAUAGACUAUGACAGCUUUGUAGGACUGAUGGGCAGGAGAUAUGCAGGAGACAUGCAUGAUGUCUUUGUUGGUCUGUUCGGGCGCAGGAGUCCUGAGACAGUUCCUCGGCCAUUGCAGAAUGUCGGAUAUCCGCAGCCAGCAGGAGGCUUUUUCAUCCAUAAAGGGAGAUUAAGGUUACAACGCAACGCAUAGGAAGGAUCCUAUUUCCCCACCUUUAACUGCAGCUCUGCUAUAAGCAACCAGUGAUAUACAGUUGAUUCAUUCUAUGUUGCACUUCAAGGCUUUUUACCCAUGCAAAUGUACCCUCAUUUGUAGUGUACCAAUGAGUGAUUUCAAGAUGAUGUAUUAACUAAAUGUGUUCCAUUGAAUUUGUGUGUGAGAAUAUGCCUUUGGCAACUUUAGGGACCAGUACUACAUGGAAAUGACCCAGUUGAUCAGUUCGCACUACCCCCGUUAAGGAGGGGGUGCGAGCCGUGGGUGCGAGCAAGGGGCACUAACACAAUGUUACCGUUUCAGAAGGGGCAUGUAUUAGCCAUGGCAAACAAAACAGUUGUGAGAAGGGGCUGGAUGGGACCAAAACAACGAAAAGAAAAUACAGCAAAGCCAGCAUCCCCUUACCUGGCCAAUACUUAAUGGCGUUCGAGCAGAACGCCAAGAUACAGGGUGAGGUUCACUCAGAUCUAACCUGGAGCCUGUUCCAUAAAGGCCGCUCAAAAAAGCUACACUUAAAGUCCUAAACCAGACCAAAAAAAUGACACGCCAUGAUUGACGUCGUGAACGAUAGGCUAAGUAGGUCGAGGACCUUUAUUGACCUUCGUUGAUAAAAAAACAAGAGACUUUUUUGACAUCGUUUAAAAUAAAUAGCCUACUAUUAAUCAAAACAUUACCCAGUAGCCUAACUUUUUAACAUGGGUUUUGUGUCGGGGAGAUGGCGGAUUUAGGUUCGUUUUGCAAUUGUAGGCUACUGUUAACAAUUAUAUUGCUAUGAUAAUUAUACUCGGAUCAUUUAGAUUGAGAUGCCUAAACAUUUGAAAUCACAAACUACAUCCGUACAUUUAGCUAACGGCUAUGGUGCGUAGCCUAUCAAAGCAUUGUUCAGCAUUAGGCUAAAUGUUGUAGCCUAUGUAGGCUAUUACGUUGAUUUUCUAUCAAUGUUGAACAUAUUGAACUGAUAAUAAGAAAAUGAGAAUAUACGUGGUAAAUCAUCGUCUUCCCGUUGGAUCAGUGUUACAGGAACCUCUGGUUAAGCACCAAGUAACGCUAAGCCUGACAGUUAGUCUGACCCUGACCAGACUAGUUUUGCAGCCUAAGUUGCCAUAGUAACCUAGUUGGAACUACGUUGAGCUAGAUUUAUGGAACCGAAUGAACAAGAAAUGAGUCCGACUAACUGACAUAAGUCUGGCUUAUUCGGUAAACUCGCUUUAUGGAACAGGCCUCUGGUCUCUCUGGUUUCCACAAUGUUGCAAAACAAAACCCUCACACACAGAGAGCAACUAAACACACAAAGAGAGACCUCAUACAAAACAAACAGUAGCACAGAUAUAAAGCUGAAGGGAUGAUGGGAUUGGAUGAUGGGAACAGGAACAAGCUGAAUUUGAUACCCGGAUGGAGGAGUCAGGGAUGAGUGGCAAUGAGGGUCAUUGGUGCCAUCUGUACAGAAGACACACAGAGAUCAAACAAACACAUGACAGGACUGGGGGACGUAACACAGUGAAGUGGAUCAAUGUGUUCUUGGUUGGAGGGAUGGUAAAUGCAUUAUUUGUGCAAUAUUCUGUAGUUUACAGUACUACCCUUAAUCAGAUCAGGAUCAAUAUGAA